Molecule: messenger RNA, 3531 nt
Organism: Biomphalaria glabrata
Lineage: Eukaryota; Metazoa; Mollusca; Gastropoda; Planorbidae
Exons: 1
Coding region: 307-1425 (372 amino acids)
Biological process (GO): neuropeptide signaling pathway
Cellular component (GO): membrane
Molecular function (GO): G protein-coupled peptide receptor activity
Source: RefSeq, a predicted model, not a curated record
AAAGGUGAACAUUGAGAGGCUGUGGACAUAGAGUCAAAGAGAUUCAACUGCAAACUUCCUCAUCGAUAUCAAUGCUAUUCGUGCCAAAUCUUGACAAACUAUUCACAUCAAUGUCACGAUUAGAUCUCAAUGUUGAAAGCGUCUGUGAUGUUUGGGAAAAAAAUAUUAGAGGUUACAGCAACAACAAGAUUAGUCGUUCUUUGUAUCAUCGUUGGAGUAUUUGUAGAGAUUUCCUUGUUUCCUGUUUAGUGAGCACAAAAAACACGUAAAUAUAAAAAAAAAACACAUCAAAAGUAGAUUUUAAACAUGGAAAAACAAUCAUUGAAAGUGAUUCAGGAAGUCCUCUCAAAAAGACUCACUAUCUACAUCAGUGAGAAGGAACGACGACUCGCUGAAAUUUGCGUGGACUUAACACUUUCUUUUAUUACCGCCCUUCUCGGUACUGUCAACAACCUGGUGGUUAUGGUGGUCCUGGCCAAGCAAGGGUUCAAGGACAGUGUGAGCAUUUCUAUGACUACGGUGGCGUUCUGGGAUUUCAUCAAAUGCUUUGGCGGGACACUGCAAAGGAUGUCCGGGCUGCUGGCCCUUAUCGACCCCGCCAUGGCCCAAAGCUGGGCCAACAUCGGCGUUGUGGUGUUUAAUUACCUCGUCUCAUUUACCAGCUACGUCACAAGCGUCCUGGCCGCUUACGUGGCCAUUGAGCGAUGUUUGUGCGUCACAAUUCCUUUUAGGGUGAAGAAGCUGCUGACUCCAAAAGUAGCCAGCGCUUUGUGCUUGGCCAUCUCAGUGGUCGUCUUCGGCUGCUUCGCCGUCAUGUACGGAGUCUACGACAUCUACUGGGACUUCGACCCCGAGUUUAACGAGACCGUGGCCCACUACGACUUCAAAGACUUCUCCGUGAACAACACGUCUCUCUGGGAGUACUACAACAUUUCUGGAGUCACCUGGCCUACGGUCAGCUUGAUCAUCAUUAUCAUAUGCACUGUGCUCAUAUCGCAGAGGCUGCAGCAAGCAUCCAUGUUCAGAAACAACCUUCGCAACAGCACCACCUCAUCCUCUCUGGAUCUGUCCAGCAACCCAGGCAAGAGGAUCUCUCGAAGAGACGGUCAAGUGAUUAAGAUGCUCCUCGUUGUCAUCGCCUUGUUCAUCGUGACCCUGUCCCCCCGCGUGGCAGUGUACACCGCCAAGUACUUUGUCUACGACUUUUACUUUCUGCGGAGGUAUCACAACCUUUUUUGCUUGGUGGCCUACAUAGUCUACUUCUUCGAUCUGCUGAAUGGCGCCAGCAAUUUCUUCAUUUUUAUGGUCAUGAGUACGUCCUUCAGAAAUACGAUCAAGAGAAUGUGCAAUAUAAGAAUUGAAACAGAAGUGCGUCAUCAUACCGAGCUGAAGAGAUUGCAGAGGAGACAAGAAAACUGUUACUAAAUCUUGGUGCACUUUAUCUUUCACUAAAUAGUUCAAUUAUUCAAUAGCGUAGAAAACCUUAGAUGGCUAAAAUGUUCAAUGUUUAUAAUGUUUGUAAGACUAAGAGUAAGACUAAAAUUAAGACAGAGACUGAGACUUAGGCUAAGACUGCUUUAUUGAUCCUUCUGGAAAUUUGUUGUGAUUACAAGGACUCUUUUCUCAUAUAAAAACAGCACAACAGAAACAUUCACAUAAAUAGAACAGACACAACAUAAAGAGUUCAUUCAGUGACUACAAACAGACAUUUUGAUCCUUUUCAUAUUUCUUGAUCAACGAGACGCAUUUAUAGAGUCUGACCGAGUGAGAAACGAAAGCGUUUUUUUGUACCGCUCGGUCUAGUCUUGAUAGACAGAAGUCGUCCACUUCCACUUGACUUAAUUAUGAUGGAAGGGGGGCUGUUCUCACUUUUAAUAAAUAGCUGGUCACCGCUGGAACAUGUUUUGUUAAAGGCAUGUACUACAUUUUACCAAAACACUUUACAUAAUUUUAAGAUCGGAGUAACUUUGAAACGUAAAGGAUUCCGUACCGCUACAUUUUCCUCUUCCGCAGCGUCCUGAAACUAAACAUAUUUAUAUGUAUUCAAUGUUGUCAAUUUUAAAAUAUAAUAUUUAAAAAAAAAACUAAAUUUAUUUUUUUUUCUCUUCUCGUUAACCCUAUACCAUUGACUAUAUAUGGUCACUAAUAUGGUGAUCUAACAGAAUGCAGGAGAGUCGCUGGCCGUCCACUUUUACGGUAUACUGAUGUAUGCAAGUGCAACAUGAAGCUCUUCAAAAAUCGAUUCUAACAACUGGGAAAAAGUGACACUGGAUAGAUCCACAUGGAGAGCGAGCAUAAAGGAAGGGUCACGGUUUGCAGAUGCCAUACACAACAGUAGUAGAAAGAAAGGUGAAAAUGCAACGGCGCCUGGGGAUUACAGAUGGCAACCUUUUACCGCAGCUGUGUAUCAAGGAUUGGCCUCUUAAGUCACACAAGAAGUUGCAAAGGGAAAACAUUCUCUCUCGAGACGUACAAUUCCACACAGUUGGCAGAGAAAGCAAAAAUAGAAAACAUUUUUAUAACCAGUUCAAUAUAAUAACAAAACAAUUUCAUUUAAAAUGUAUUUGUAUUUGUUGAUUUUUUGUCUAUGUAAAUUGCAGUUGUAAAUAUAUAAUGGGUCGAUACUUUUAAGACCACAAGUCUAUUGUUUCUGAGAUAUGCUUGAUAUCGUCUCUUCAAACAACAGCACCCAAACAUACAUAAAUAAUACUUAAGCCUACAAAAGAAAUGUAUAUCAACAUAAACUACUGAUAAAAGGUUAAUUACUAUAUCAAGAAUGUAGUAUAAUAAUACAUUUUAAUAACUUUAAUAUUUUUUAUUAGUACACUAAAAAGCAACAGAAAAGUUAACCUUUCACUGCAAGGUUGUGUCUUAGCCAUAUAUUUAUAUUUCUAUGUCCCUAUGGAUAUAGGUCUGAGUGACUUUUUCACGGUAGUCUGUAACUAAUCCUUUCUUAGGAUGAUGUUCUGUGGUUAUCACACCAUUAGAACCGUUCCAAGUUGCAGAUUUAAUGUUAUCAAAACAUAAAACCACUUUCUCCACCAGGAUCUGUUUAACUUAGGACAUCACUUUUUUUUUUUUUUAAUUUGGUUACCCAGUGUCAAUGCUAAGGGCAUAAGUGGGGGCGAAGUAAAGCAACUUUCUCUAUUUCCGCUCCAUACUUAUGAUAUAUAUGAAGGUCUGUGCCCCACGACCACGACUUGCUUGAAACUAUACAUUUCUAUUGGCCCCACAAUUCUUAGCUUUCCGAAGGCCUCCCCUGGAAGCAGGACUGGACACAAUCCAGAAAGGUAAUAUACUUCAUUAUUAAUUGAUAUUUUAAACAAAUACUGUCAGUAUGUGCUAAAGGAUCCUUAAGAGUGCUAUAGAGUUGCAGAGUUAGAUUCUAUCCUAUAAUGGGCUUUCGAAAAAAAAAUUUUUGUGAUCUCGUUAAAAAAUUAUUUGUGUGAAUAGAUACAAAGAUUGAUUUGUGUAUGGAAAACGAAGACUCAUUUUGUAGUAGAAAUAAAGAAUAAUUUUGUUUGGGUAGAA